Trifolium pratense (red clover) is the source of this 1776-nucleotide messenger RNA. Its product is annotated as glucan endo-1,3-beta-glucosidase 11. The transcript has 4 exons. Bases 187 to 1467 code for a protein of 426 amino acids. Gene Ontology annotation, cellular component: plasma membrane. Gene Ontology annotation, biological process: carbohydrate metabolic process. Gene Ontology annotation, molecular function: hydrolase activity, hydrolyzing O-glycosyl compounds. NCBI's taxonomy places the organism in Eukaryota, Viridiplantae, Streptophyta, Magnoliopsida, Fabales, Fabaceae. The record is from RefSeq and is a predicted model, not a curated record.
AUUUUACUAAUUAAGCCAAUAAAAAAAUAUUCCCUUUAACUCAACUCAAGUUGGAGUGUGUAGCUAGCUACUCAAGAUAUUAUUUCCUCAACAUUCAAUUCAACAUUACUCCCUCACCUAAUCACUUUCACUCACUCUCAACCCACUCUCAUUCCCUUCACAAUUCACAUUCCUAAACAUAGAUCCAUGGAUCACUCUACAUUCUUGCACCGUCGUUGCCGCUGCAGCUUCAUUAUCAUCGUUACCAUUUUCAUCUCAGGACUUGCAACAAAAACCGAAUCAAUCGGAAUAAACUACGGACAAAUAGCAAACAACUUACCAUCGCCGGAAGAAGUAGUAUCACUGAUAAAAUGCAUCGGAGCUACGAAAGUGAAACUCUACGACGCAGAUCCAAAAGUUCUAAAAGCAUUCGCAAACACCGGAAUCGAAUUCAUGGUAGGAUUAGGAAAUGAAUAUCUUUCCAAAAUGAAAGAUCCAAACAAAGCUCAAACAUGGAUCAAAACCAAUCUACAACCCUAUCUUCCAUCAACAAAAAUCACUUCCAUUUUCGUCGGAAACGAAGUUCUAACAUUCAACGAUACUUCACUCACAUCAAGUCUUCUCCCUGCAAUGCAAAGCAUACACACUGCACUCAUCACUCUCGGACUCAACAAACAGAUAACCGUUACAACAACUCAUUCAUUAGCAGUUCUUCAAACUUCUUAUCCACCUUCUUCUGGAACUUUCCGUCCAGACCUAGCUCCAUGCCUAACUCCGAUCCUAAGCUUCCAAGCCAAAACUGGAUCUCCUUUCUUAAUCAAUGCUUAUCCUUAUUUUGCUUAUAAAGAUAAUCCGAAGCAAAUUUCAUUGGAUUAUGUACUUUUUCAACCAAAUCAAGGAAUGGUAGAUCCUGCAACAAAUCUACAUUAUGAUAACAUGCUUUUCGCGCAGAUUGACGCGGUUUAUUCGGCGUUAGGAGCAUUAGGUUACGGAAAAAUGCCAGUGCAUAUUUCCGAAACCGGUUGGCCUUCGAAAGGAGAUGAAGAUGAAGUUGGUGCGACGGUUGAGAAUGCUAGAAAGUAUAAUGGAAAUGUGAUGAAAUUGAGUAGUAAGAAAGGAACACCGUUGAGACCUGAAGUUGAUUUGAAUAUUUACGUUUUUGCCCUUUUCAAUGAGAAUAUGAAACCUGGACCAACUUCUGAGAGGAAUUAUGGAUUGUUUAAGCCUGAUGGUAAUCCUGCUUAUAAUCUUGGAUUUUCUUUGUCUUCUUCUUCGUCUUCAUCUUCGUCGUCUUCCUCUUCUAAUUCGAGUAAUUCUUCGAAUGAUGGUGGGAAUCAUGGUUCUGGAUCUGGUGCUCCGCCUCAUCCUCCGACUUCUUCUUCUUCUGGUUAUUUGGCCAUUUCCUCUGCUACUUCACUGGAGAGAUACCAUUUGCUUGGACUUUAUUUAUCCUUACUACUGCCAUUGUUGAUGAUUCUGAAGUUCUGAGACAUUUUCACUGCAAAUGAAUCCAAAGAAGACACGAGGGGGGCAUCAUUGCAAUUUAGAGAAGAGUAAAGGCAUUAUUGAUGAGAAAGGAGUGAAAGAGAGAAUACAUUAUCUUCUCUUUACAAUGUCUCUUACCAGUCUAUAGCUAGGAAGGAAAGGUAAUUGUCAAGAACAUCAAGCAAGUGCCUUGUGCCCCGCCACACCAUGCCAGUUUAUGUAUUUAUUUAUUUAUGGAUCCUAUUUUUAUUAUUGGUUCUCAUUUUGAGAUAUUUUUUCAUAAUAAUGUGCUAUGUUCGUUCAUAUUUGUGA